Molecule: messenger RNA, 949 nt
Organism: Daucus carota subsp. sativus
Lineage: Eukaryota; Viridiplantae; Streptophyta; Magnoliopsida; Apiales; Apiaceae
Product: ras-related protein Rab2BV
Exons: 3
Coding region: 150-797 (215 amino acids)
Biological process (GO): vesicle-mediated transport
Cellular component (GO): endosome
Molecular function (GO): GTP binding; GTPase activity
Source: RefSeq, a predicted model, not a curated record
AAGACUUUUGUAAGCAUACACAUAACACAUUCACAACUGCUCUUGUAUCUAUUCGCCGAUACAUCCAUAGUUAUCAAAAUCCGCUGCCUACCCAUUUCAUAAUCCGUGAUUUUAGUCCGGCCCAGUUGCUUUGAUCUUCACUUGCUGUGAUGGGGAGCAGAGUGGAUAAUGAGUAUGAUUACUUGUUUAAGAUAGUGUUGAUUGGAGAUUCUGGGGUGGGGAAAUCGAACAUACUGUCUAGGUUUACGAGGAAUGAGUUCUGUCUGGAGUCUAAGUCUACUAUUGGAGUUGAGUUUGCUACUCGAACUCUCCAGAUUGAUGGAAAGACAGUGAAGGCACAAAUAUGGGACACUGCAGGACAGGAGAGGUAUCGAGCUAUCACUAGUGCUUAUUACAGAGGAGCUGUUGGUGCUCUCCUUGUCUACGACAUCACUAAGAGGCAAACAUUUGAAAAUGUCAUGAGGUGGCUACGUGAAUUGAGAGACCAUGCAGACUCAAACAUUGUCAUUAUGAUGGCGGGAAAUAAGUCUGACUUGAAACAUCUUAGGUCUGUUGCAGAGCAAGACGGUCAGGCUUUGGCUGAGAAGGAAGGCCUCUCUUUUCUGGAGACAUCAGCUUUGGAAGCAGUCAAUAUCGAGAAGGCAUUUCAGACCAUCUUAACUGAGAUAUACCAUAUCAUAAGCAAGAAAGCAUUGGCUGCGGAGGAAGCUGCAGCAACUGCCCUUCCUGGUCAAGGGACCACCAUUAACAUAGGGGAUGCAUCCGGAAACACAAAGAAAGCUUGUUGUUCUACUUGAGUUGAAAUCUUGAGGGAGAGUUGCCAGAACUAAUGUGGAACUUAAACUUGUGUCUUUUUCUUUUCAUCCUAUAGCAUGUAUCUGUAGAAUAUUUUCUUUACUUUGUCAACUAACUUAGUUGAAAGGAGUUAAAAGUAAGUCUUGUGAAGGAA